This is a messenger RNA of Oncorhynchus mykiss (rainbow trout), 7855 nucleotides long. RefSeq lists its product as uncharacterized. The record is from RefSeq and is a predicted model, not a curated record. Gene Ontology annotation, cellular component: plasma membrane; desmosome. Gene Ontology annotation, molecular function: calcium ion binding. Gene Ontology annotation, biological process: homophilic cell-cell adhesion. NCBI's taxonomy places the organism in Eukaryota, Metazoa, Chordata, Actinopteri, Salmoniformes, Salmonidae.
CACCUUUCAAAAAUAUUCACCCAGAGGAAGAGAGGGGGAGAAGGGGUAAGCUACAUGCUGUAGCUGUCCAGUGUCCCUGAGGAGAAAGUACAUAAGACACCUCCCUCCCCUCAUAUUUAACACCCCGCUCAUGAAUUCUCAAGACUAAAUUCUACAUUCUGAGGGAGAGAGUAAGACUAAAGAGAGAGGGGGACUGUACUGUACAAUAACUGUCUGUAUGGUACAGACUCUAUAACACUGUCAUGGCUAGGGUCAGGCAUGCAGGAGUCUGCCUGCUGCUUCUGCUGAUCGUGGCACUGGUUAUCAGUGCUGACGCAGAAGCAGAGAUGCGAAGAAAGAAUCUCAGGAGACAGAAGAGAGAAUGGAUCCUGCCUCCUGCCAAAAUCUACGAGAAUACAGACUACACAAAAAGAGAGUACAUUGCCAAGAUCCGCUCUGAUAAGGACAAAGAGGUGAAGGUGGAGUAUUACCUGGCAGGGAAGGGGGCUGACAAACCCCCCUUUAACCUUUUUAUUGUCAACCCCGAGAACGGCUUUGUACGCAUCACUGGCAUCCUGGACCGGGAGAAAUGCCCCAUGUACAACUUGACUGGAGUGGCCAGGUACAGAAACGGUACCUUGGCGGAAGCAAAUAUUCCUCUGCAGAUUCAUGUCAUUGAUCUGAACGAUAACUCACCUUACUUUGAGCUCCACUCUGGGUCCAUCGCAGAGUCCAGCAAAGCAGGCACAGAAAUCAUGCAGAUCAUUGGGAAAGAUGAUGAUCAGGAGGGGAGCAUCAACUCUAAGAUCCAUUACAAGAUCCUCAGCCAGAAACCAGCAGGGUCCGGAGCCAUGUUCACCAUCGAUGAGAAUACAGGGAAACUCUCCGUAAAGGAUGCCACACUGGACAGAGAGACUCACGAUUCGUACACUAUAAUCGUCCAAGGGACAGAUAUGGGCGGGGCAGCUGGAGGCAACACGGGAACAGGAACUGUGGAAAUAAAGGUCCUGGACAUCAAUGACAACAUCCCCACACUGGAGAAGGGGCAGUAUGCAGGGAACGUUGACGAGAACAUUGCUGAUGUCAUUGUGAUGAGGAUCAAAACAGUGGACAGAGAUCUAGAACACACAGAUAACUGGCGGGCCGUCUUUCACAUCACCCAAGGCAACGAGGACGGACUCUUCUCCAUCGAGACGGACCAAGACACCAACGAAGGCAUUCUGAAGCUGAUCAAGGCAGUAGAUUUUGAGGAAGUCCAGAAAUUAGAACUUGGAAUAGUCAUUGAGAACGUAGCUCCUUUUGUUGUAGGGAGUGCUGAAGCGAUGGAUGUGGAUGUUUAUGCUGGGGGGGAAGGGCCGGGAGCUGGAACUGGAGCUGGGGCUGGAGCUGGAGCUGGGGCAGGGGCUGGAGCAGGGGCUGGUGUUGAAGUAGGAGUGGAUGUUGGGGGAGAUGUGGGGGUGAAUGCAGGGGUGGAUGUGAAUGUAGAUGCUGGAGCUGGGCCCGGGGUAGGUGUUGGGGCUGGGGUUAAACCAGGAGUUGGGCCUGGUGUUAAGCCUGAUCCCAAUGGGAAGCCGAAACCAAAGCCAAAGCCUAAAGGUGGGAAGAACUACCCGAUUUCGAUCGCAGUUAACAACAUGCCGGAAGGUCCAGCAUUUAAGCCCAGCACCAAACCUGUGCCUGUCUCUGAGGAUCCCAACAAAAUGCCGAAGGAUGGAGUGAUCGCCUCGUACCCUGCUGUGGACGGAGAUACAGGGGAGCCUGCUGAGAACGUCAGGUAUGCCAAAGCCUAUGACCCAGACAACUGGGUGACCAUUGAUGACAAGACAGCUGAGAUAAGACUUAUCAAGACGCCAGAUCGAGAGUCUAAGUUCUUGGUGAAUGGGACAUACUUUGCCAAGAUACUCGUCAUUACCCAAGAUAUGCCCUCUAAGACAGCCACGGGCACCAUAGCCAUCCAGGUCCAAGACUCCAAUGACCACUGCCCCAUGCUGACUACUACCUAUGAGAGCGUGUGCUCGGGCAAACAUGCGGUCAACGCCACCGCGUUCGACGAGGAUGUCUCGCCCAAUGGAGCUCCGUUCACCUUCACCGUGGUGGCUGAGGGGACACGUGGCAAAUGGGAAAUAGAACACAUCAAUGGCACGACGGCUGUCUUGAGAUCUACUGAGGCAUUAUGGCCGGGUGAGUAUGAGGUGAGGGUGGCGGUAGCAGACGAGCAGGGCCUGUCCUGCCCAGAGCCACAGGUGUUCAAGGUGGAGGUAUGUACCUGUUUGGAGGGGGAAGACUGUGGCUCCAGGACUAUCAGUUUACGCCAAAAGACCACCGGAGCCAUAAUUGGUACCCCUGCCAUCGGACUGCUCAUCUUAGCCAGCUGUGUUCUGCUACUGGUACCUCUGAUGCUGCUGUUCUGUCAGUGUAGAGGAGCCUUCGCUGACCAGUUCACUGACUUGCCAUUCGAUGCCAAGGAAUACCUCAUAUCCUACCACACUGAGGGAAAGGGAGAGGAUAAGAAGGUGCCCCUACUCAGUAUUCCUACAACCGUAACUGAUGGAAGGGCUGCACUAGGAACAGGAUCAAUUCGGCCAGCAAACAUCGCCACAAAAUCCUCACGUAAUACUACAAACAAUAUACGUCAGAGCAGUGGGGUCUCCAGUGAGGACAUGCACACACUGCGUCGGGAGCAGAGCCACAUGGGUAUGGAGAUGGACUACACCUAUGGACUCCAGAACGGUGGAGGCUUUGAGCCUAGUAUGGGGCUGGGAAGCAGCACCAUGCAUUCCAGAUACGCCACACACACCUCACAUGUCAAACAAGACAUCUAUGAGGACAUGGCACUCCCAUGUACUUUCCUGGAUGGCUACUACUCACAGAAAGUGACAUGUGCAUCUCAGAACCCUCCAUUGAAAGACAGUAAGUUGGUGUAUGACUACGAGGGCCAGGGCUCUCCUGUCGGAUCGGUGGGAUGCUGCAGCCUCCUGGAAUCUGACAACGACCUCCAGUUCCUCAAUGACCUGGGGCCAAAGUUCAAGACCCUGGCUGACAUCUGCUCUCCUCCAAAACCUCAACCCAAACCUCAACCCAAACCCAGAAUGGUGGAGCGCAUCUUCGAGCCAAAACACCCCGAAAUCAAAAGAGAGAGCAUCGUCACCGCCAGCAAUGUUAACAUCACCAAAUCUUCCAUUAGAAAUGUCAAUAUCAACCAAUCGUCUACCAGCACCAGCAGAGUCAAUAUCUCCCAAACACCUCCCACCAGUCCCCCUGCCACUGGGGUUAGUAACUUCUCUAACAGUCAGUCCGCCACUUUCCCACCGCCUCCUACGCAGACGAUUCUGCUGCAGCAACAGCCUAUGUACUACACCACCAUGCAGCCCGUGGUGCAGCCCCUGAUGCAACCCAUACAGUAUGUACUGGCUGAUGGCGGCUCUACCACCAACCUAAAGCGUAUGGUAGUGCUCAACGGGCCCCCUAUGUCUGGAAGCAUGGGAAGUCUGGGAGGCCUUGUCAUCCAAGGCAACAGGGUCAUAUCAGAGACCUCCACAAGCCCCAUCAGUCCCAGUACCCCAGGAAGCCCCACCAUGUUGGGGCUGGGUAGUCCCAGAAGCCCUGGGUGGAUCCAAGGCUCCCUACCCAGGGGUGGCCUGGGUGGUCUGUCUGUAGUGGGGCACAGCCCUGAUGGUAACUAUGUUUACAUGGAAAGGCAGGUUAAUGUAAGUGGAGAGCCACAGGUGGGGUCUGGGGUCCCAGGUGUACCUUCUCAGGGCAGUUUGCCCAGGGGUGCGUUCCUGGUGAAGGAGGCUGCUCCCCCUCAGGGGGUUUUAGGCCUGGCAGCCCAGGGUGUGGGUGGGGGUGGUGGAGGUGUGUAUGGCGUUAUGCCAGGACACACCUUUACAAGGGUGAGGCAGGUUGGGGGUGGGCCUAUUGGGGUUGGGCCGGCUGAAAUGGGGCCAGGGGGGAUAGGGCAGAUAGUUAUAGGAUCGCAGGGACUCCCAAUGUGGGUGCCACUGAGCCCCCCAGGGGGUAGCCGUGGACAGAUGGAGGGGGCAGCGCCAACAGGUGAUUCUCAACCAACUCCGGUUACUGUUGAAAUACCAGAGUCAUUUGAGUCAGUGGCAGAGAUUGAGAGGAAACUGGUGUUUGAGGGCCAUAGUGAACCAGGUGAGAAAAUAGAGGAGGAGGAAGAGGAGGAAGAGGAAGGGGAGGAGGUGGAAGAAGAGGAGGAGGAAGAAGAGGAAAAGCAGGAGGAAGAGAAUGAGGAGGAGGAGGAAGAGGAGCCUUUAGAACAGACAAAAGAAACAGCUGUGACUGAGGAAGAACCCGUAACUUUAGCUUUGGCCUCAGAGCCAUCAACAGAACAGGUAGAGCCAUCUGAGUCACUGGAACACAAAGUAACAUACCAAUCUAUUGAGUCAAGCCAUCCAACAGAUGAAGAUGCAUCAACUCAAUUAAAUGAAGUUUCUGGAGCUCUCAAUGAAGAAGGCCUAGUUGACUCUGAGGACCAGCUGUCCGAUGAGGAUGUGUCCAUGGUAGUCGAGGCCUCCUCAGAAGAAGCAUCCAUGUCCGAAUCAGACAUUAUAGAUUUAGUUGGUACAGAUCAGCCAACUGAGGAUGAAGACUCUAUAGAUCUAGUUGGUACAGAUCAGUCAGCCGAGGAAGAAGACAUUAUAGAUCUAGUUGGUACAGAUCAGCCAGUCAAGGAAGAAGACAUUAUAGAUCUAGUUGGUACAGAUCAGCCAGUAGAGGAAGAAGACAAUAUAGAUCUAGUUGGUACAGAUCAGCCAGCCAAGGAAGAAUACAUUAUAGAUCUAGUUGGUACAGAUCAGCCAGCCAAGGAAGAAGACAUUAUAGAUCUAGUUGAUACAGGUCCGCCAGUAGAGGAAGAAGACAAUAUAGAUCUAGUUGGUACAGAUCAGCCAGAAGAGGAAGAAGACAUUAUAGAUCUAGUUGGUACAGAUCAGCCAGAAGAGGAAGAAGACAUUAUCGAUCUAGUUGGUACAGAUCAGCGAACCGAGGAAGAAUCAACAGAACUGACUCUGGAAGAGGAAGUGGUUUCAGAAUCGCAGGAAUUUCAGCUAACGGUGGAUCCAGUCACUAACGGUCAACUAGAGAAGGGUAUUACUGAGACAGAAGAGAUGAUGGUAUCAGAUGCACAGCAAGAUCCGGUCACAGUUGAUGACAUCACUGAUAGCCAAGAGGAGGGUACAGCUGAGGAGGAAAUUAUGUCACAGCUUCAGUUAGAUGAGAAGGCACCUGAAGAAGUUUUCUUAAAAUCAGAAUUGCUCAUAGCGGCUUACAGUGCACUUGAUGGCCAAGAAGAAGAGGGUAGUCCUGAGGAGGAAUUGAUGUCAGAGUUGCGGCAGAAUCAGCCAAUAUCACAUAGCGACACUGAUGUCCAGGAGGAGGGAAGUCAGGGAGAUGAGGAGGCAGCGCUGAGUGCUCAGAUAGGAGAGGUGAAGGGAGAGAUGGAGGAAGAAGUGGAGGAAGAGAUGGAGGGAGAAGAGGAGGAAAAGGUGGAGAUGGAGGAAGAGCUAGAGGGAGAGCUGGAGUCUUCCCAGGCGACAGAGGAGGAGGUGGAGGGAGAGGUGGAGUCUUCCCAGGCGACAGAGGAGGAGGUGGAGGGAGAGGUGGAGGAAGAGAUGGAGGGAGGGGUGGAAGAGAUGGAGGGAGAGCUGGAGGGAGAGGUGGAGUCUUCCCAGGUGACAGAUACUUCUGUGGUACAGAGUGAAGCAUUUGAUGAGUCAGCACCAGAACAGGAGUACACAGAGGUAGAUCAGGACAUAGAGACAUCAGAAGAGACUGAAACACAAGACUCAGAGAACAUAGAGGACAUACCAAGCCAGUAUACUACAGGCCUGAUGCCAACGUCAGGUGAUGGAAUGAUAGACGAGGGCACUGUUGUUAGAGAGAGCCAAGUUUCUGUUGAUCAAGAUUUAUCUGGAGGCGCAGACUUAGUGACUGUGGAGGGUGAGGUGGAGUCUGUUGAACUAGUAGCAGAAGAAGCAGGUUUUUCAGCCCUAAAGGCUACAGGUGAUGUAGAGGAAUCUGAAGAGGAUGACGAGGUGGGAGAAAGUCUGGUCACCUCUCGCCAAAUGGCUGAAGUCAAAACACUAAGAGAAGAAGUAGACGAUAGUGAGAAUGUUGUAGGAGAGGAGAUGGAGUCUGCUGUUGAGACAGUUGAGGAAGUAGAGGCUAGUGCUGACCAACAGACAGAGUCCACAGUAGCUAAAGAAGAGAUUGAGUCCCCUAGCGAAGAAUUGGCCGAGGACCUAGAAUUGACCUCUUCAACACCAGAGGCUACAGGUGAGGUUGCUGUUGAGGCAGGUGAGGCUAUAAAUGCAGUGGCAGGUGCAGCAGUGGAUGAUACAGUAGUGGAGGCUGCGGGUGAGACAUCAGGUGAGGCCGCAGGGGCAGCUGGUGGGUCAGAACAGGCCCCAAAGCCAUUGGCUUCAUCUUUCCGUAGCAAAUUCAGGAUGGGCUCCAAUAAAGAUUCUACUCCCAAGAGUCCAAAGAGUCCCACAGCAAAGUGCAAACAACAGUGAGAGCUCUUUGCACUCAGCCAUAAUGCAGAGAAUAUUUUUGUAUAUAUCCGACUUUCUGUUUAUAGGUUUUUGUUCAUUGGUUUUGCUUCACAGGUUUAUGUUUGUCAGUCAUUGUUUUCUCAAUCAUAGAUGAUCUUUUAUGUAAAGCAGUAUGUUGGGUCUUUCAGCUUUUGUGGUUCUGGUCAAAAGUAGUGCACUGUGACGCAGCGGUCUAAGGCACUGCAUCUCAGUGCAAGAGGCAGUCCCUGGUUCGGUCCCUGGUUCGGUCCCUGGUUUGAAUCAAGGCUGAAUCACAUCCGGCUGUGAUUGGGAGUCCCAUAGGGCAGCACACAAUUGGCCCAGCGUCGUCUGGGUUUGGCCGAGGCAGGCCAUCAUUGUAAAUCUGAAUUUGUUCUUAACUGACAUGCCUAGUUAAAGGUUAAAUAAAACACAUAGGGUGACACUGUGGUCUGUGGUUCUCAUAGGUGUCAUAAAAUAUCAUAUCAGUUGUGAUUCCCCUUGGGGAAUUGAGAAAAUAACAAUUAAAACAAACACGCAGAAACCUGCAGAGCGACUUCACACAUUCACCACAAAACUCUCUAAGCACAAGUCAGGAAAACAGCACACCCAUCUAUUACCACAGACUGUCACGUUUUAUAUGCAAAUACUCUGAUCAACUCUUUUCCAUACCUUUUAACAUCACACCGUUUCUGUUCCUCCAUAGUUUCCCACUCCUGUUCUAAUAGCCCCUCUGAUGGUUAUGACAGGGCGUGGCAGGUUGAAGAAGCCAAAUGUAUUUAUUGUCAAUGUUCUGCAGAGUAGUGAACAGGCAAUUACUGCUUUAUGAACCAACCUUCAGAAUUUGGCAAAUGUGAAAUAUAGAUCAGUUUUUUUUCCUGUUUGUAGGUUUUUGUUAAUUGGUUUUGCAUCACAGCUUUAUGUUUGUCAGUCAUUGGUUUCUCAAUAAUGGUUGACCUUUUAUGUAAAGCAGUAUGUUUGGUCUUUCGGUUUUGUGGUAUGUGGUCUUAUUUCAGCCUUUACUACAAAGUCAAUGGGGUGUCAGCUUUUUUCAAACAGAAACUACUUAAACAUCAUUAUUGUAAAUCACAAGACAGAGUGGGGUAUGUUUAGAUAAGACUGUGUUUGUAUGGGGGAAAAUAAAUGUGAAAAAUAAUACUUGUAAUGUGCAAUUUAUCCUGCAUCAUCAUAUACUAUAUCACUGGGAAUCACUACACAGACACCAUUGUUUUUGUUAACAAUGAUGGUUUGAUGUUUGAAACUUCUGACGUUGAAUGUUGUUUCCUUUUUUUAACAAAUAUAAUAAAUGAAAUAAAUUGUCUGAACACAUUAAAUAAAGGUUU